Carassius auratus (goldfish) is the source of this 3894-nucleotide messenger RNA. RefSeq names its product DNA-binding protein RFX5-like. Gene Ontology annotation, molecular function: RNA polymerase II cis-regulatory region sequence-specific DNA binding; DNA-binding transcription factor activity, RNA polymerase II-specific. NCBI's taxonomy places the organism in Eukaryota, Metazoa, Chordata, Actinopteri, Cypriniformes, Cyprinidae. The record is from RefSeq and is a predicted model, not a curated record. The transcript has 10 exons. The coding region runs from base 164 to 1957 and encodes 597 amino acids. Gene Ontology annotation, biological process: regulation of transcription by RNA polymerase II.
ACGAUUAUAGGUUUAUUUUAUUAGAAAGGACAGGUAUUUUAACGUAAUAAUCGAUGGUUUUCGAAGCGUACAAGUGUGGCUAGCUAGCUCUAUAGCAAGAGUCAUUGAGCUUCAGGUCCAGGAGGGUUCUGAAUGCAGUUUGUCGGUCCAGUGUGGUUGAGACAUGGCAGAAGAUCAGUUAAAGGCAGACGCCUCGGCUGGGGAGGGGGAGACGGAGCCCAGUAUGCUGCUGCAGAAGCUCAAAAGCAACAUUGCUAAAAAUGUGCAGGUUAAAGUGGACAAAAUUUUGGAAGAUGUACAGCGUUUCUCUGACAACGACAAGCUCUACCUUUACUUACAGCUACCCUCAGGUCCAGGAGCAGGAGAGAAGAGUGGUGAUUCAAACUCAGUCAACACGGCAGACCAGCUUCACACCUGCAACUGGAUCCGUAGCCACUUGGAAGAACAUCCUGACACCUGCCUGCCUAAACAAGAUGUUUACGAGACAUACCGGAAGCACUGUGACAACUUACAGCAUCGGCCUCUAAGUGCAGCAAAUUUUGGCAAAAUCAUCCGAGACAUCUUCCCAAACAUUAAAGCAAGAAGACUGGGUGGAAGAGGACAGUCCAAAUACUGCUAUAGUGGGAUACGUCGAAAGACAGUGUUAAACAUGCCAUUACUCCCUAACCUGGACCUCAAAAAUGACCCGUCUGAACUGACAGAACUGGUGCAAACCUACAAGCAAGAGGUCACCGAAGCAGCCUGUGAACUCAUCUGUGACUGGGCCCAGAAGAUCCUGAAGCGCUCUUUUGACACGGUGGUAGAAAUCGCACGCUUCCUCGUACAGGAGCACAUCGUUAACCCACGCUGCAGUCAAGCUGAGCUCGUCACUUCAGCUGCUCUGGCAGGCGGACCUUCCAAACCUCAUAAGGUAAUCAAAAAGAUUGCAGCAGCUUCCAGAGCAGGUGGAGCAGAAGAAGAUAAUGUCAGUGCAGAAAAUAAGCAAAAAGAGAAAGAUGGUGUGGAACAGCUUCCAUCCAAUAAGCAGCAGGUCAGCGAUAAACCAACCAAUAAGGUUGAGUCUGCUCGAGUGGAGGCGUAUAUGAAGAAACUGCCUCAGCUCCUUCCCAGAGGCACUGUUCCAGAGAAAACCUCCCCACCAGCCGAUUCGGGCAGCGUUCAAGUCACUUUGCCUAUUACAGUCACAACGAUACCUUCUCAACCAGGCGGCACAGUCCCCGUUAUGAUAUUACCAUCGGGUAUGAGUCUCUCUUACCCAGAGCAUGAGAAAACAUCAGUCACGGUCAACACUUCUGCUGCUCCAACUCCAGUCGUCCAGAGAGCACGACCGGCAGCUCCUAAGAGGGGCCCUGACCCCUCCACCGCAGUGUCAGCUGCUGGUGUUACUCAGAAACGCAAAAGAGGACGACCCAGAAAGCAAAGACCUGAAGACAUGGCACAGCAGGUACUGUCAGCCCCAACCUCAAAUCCAGCUUUGCUCACGAGAGGAGUAAUCCAAAAAGCCCUGCCUUCCUGUGCGCCAGCCGCUCCUUCACAGUUGGUGGAAAUUGUGUUCCAGGACCAGCAAGGAUUGAUGCUAAGCCAACUUCCCACCAUCCAGGAAGUGACAGAUGCUGAGCAUAGAGGUGUAGUGGUGCAAUGUCAACCUGCAGCAGAACCUGAGAAGCAGCAGUCCAUCCUGCUCAUGCAAGGGCCAAACCAACCGGGUUACGAGCUGAGCCGCAGGAUGGUCAUCCAGCGUGCGCCGUUAUCCAGAGAAGGAAGGCCGGCUCCCCAAGAAGUGCCACAGUCCACUCUUCCAUACCUCCCACCGGCAACGUUAUUAGAGGACAGAGGAGAAGUGGAAAUUACCCUGACUCCUGUGGAGCCACAGGUCGAUUCCAUGCCAAACUCAGCAGGUAUUCCCAGCUCCUUCGGCUCCUUGUUUGGAGAAACUCCAAAACCAGAUGCCCCGUAACAGCAGCACAGCAACUGUCUCCUUUCUCCGAGACUUCUAAAUGCGCAAUGCUUUUCCAGUGCUUCUGUGAAUGGCAUACUAGUUUGUAGUCAAACUGAGGUGUACCAUCUUGGCUGAGCUUGAUUGGGUUUGUCUGCUUUCUGUGUAAAAAGAUAGAACUAGAAGAAAUGACGACCUGUCAUUGUUGCCUUCAAACAGCAACUACACUCAUAUUUUCAUAUUAUUAAUACGAAAAAUUCCUGAAGAUUUCAGGAGUGCUUUUGAAGAGAUUAUAAAUUAAAGUGGCCUAAAACAAAAGUUUUAACAAGAAAGAGUGAACUUUAAGAGCAUUUGAAAUUGAAAAACAGAUAUACUCACUAAUAACAGUCCAGUCUGGUCCAGCUCAGUCAUAAAACAAAAGGACUUCUAAAAAAAAAAAAAGAAAAAAGAAGAGAAAUCACCAUAGUUACCAAUGAACUGCUUACCAUCUGUCGGUGUUUAUUGCCAUACUCUGUGACAUAAGAGGGCAGUUGGUCUUUUUUGCUCUAACCAUCUUUGCAUGUUUGUGUGUGUAAAUAUGAAUUGAGACAUUUGAGUGUGUUUUCUAGCUGUUCAGAUGACAAAGAGUGGUUUUACGGGUUUGCGACUUCAGGGUUCUAAAAAAAAGUCCCUCCCUCACCCAUUGAUUGGGUUAAUAGUUCAGUUUUCUUUAAACGUCACAAUUAACAAAACUUCAAAAUUACUACAUCCAGUUGCUUUUGUGAAGGUCGAGAAGACACUACUGGUUCAGAUGGUGCAUAGCGUAGGUGAAUGCAAAAACAAAGUAUGCAAAUGAGGCUGUGAUUUCGGGAUUCUUCUCAAAGCCCCGCCCCCUGCGUUCAGCUCUGUCCAGUCGUUCUCUUACAACAACGUAAUUUAGCACUUAACAGAUGUAAAUAGUUGAUCUGUGAGCCCAGAAGGAUAUCUUCAUAGGUAAAGUGUACCAGAACUAAUUUAAAACGUUUUAUUUUCCAAAUGUAUAGCCAUCGUCACUAUAUUGAUACUAUGGAAUAUUAUUAUUAUUAGUUACUAGUAAAGUGUGCUCUGUCACCCUAAAGGCAUGUAAAAAAAAAUAGAAGAUAUUAAAAUUUCUGAAAUUUGAUUAUAUUAUUUAAAUUUAAACUGAAAUAUGGACUAAUUAUUUAUUUAUUCAAAUUGUACAAAUCUUGAGCCACAACAGCAUCUUUUUGUCUAGAUUAUCAUAUCUUAAAGGAGAAUUUUACUCUAUUUUUAUAGCCUUGGAUUGCUGUAUUUUUUUACUAGUUGUUUUCAGAUAUUACACUUGAUCUUAGCCAUAAAUGUGAGGGGGGAAAUUUAGUUUAAUUCGAAAAAUUUCUACUGUAGCAGUUUUAUGAAUAUUAUUUAAUGCGCUUUAUUACAUUUGAAGGUAUUGAAAGGCUAUGAAUUGGGAGAAAAAAUAUCUCCUUUAAGGUUCAAGCUCAAUGAAGGCUGUUUGUGGUUAAUAGAGGUUUAAUAGGCACUUAAUGUAAAACAAAGCCACUCCAAUUAUGAAUAAAAGAUUUGGAGGCAGAUGUUACUAUUUAUUCAGAUAUUGUAGUAAUAUAUGUGAGAUGGGAAAUGACUAGUGAUAAUUUUACUAUGGAUAAUGGUGCUUUAAAAAAGCUGAACGGGUUUAACUGACUACACAAAUGAUUGUGAUUCACAUCGCAGUGAUUUCACCAAUCAGCAAUCUGACUGCACUUAAUGCAGCUUUGCAUUCUGGUACAAAGGUUGCAAAUCAGACAACCUGCUAGCAUUAGCAUAAAUUGCAUUUAGGUUUGUGUAAUGAAUGUGCUGUAUAUGUCAUGUUUAAUUCUGAAUUAACAUGGCUGCUUAAUUUACUCAAGGUUUAAAGUUUGAUUCUAACCAAAACGAAUGGAUUUGUUUUUUCUUUGAAUUACAGGAGCUUUUAUUUUGUA